AUGGUCUGUUCAUGGUGCACAAACAACAGCCUUAUAGAACGGCGGACAUGGCCGCCACUGCGAUUCUGCGAAUCACGAAAACCGACUUUUCGAAAGUCCUUGACUGUACUCUUGUUCACGAGAAUAUCACGACGACCCGCCAAGAUACAGUAUCAACAGGGGAUAGACUACUAUGCCGUCCUCGGCCUGGAGGAAGGAGCUAGUCCUACAGAAGUGAACAAGGCGUGGAGAAGGGAGGUCUUACUCCAUCACCCGGACAAGAACCCUUCUUUGGUGAUUCCAUCUUGUUCAACAGGACUAUCAGGUGCCAGCACACCUAGUGGUUCGGAAGAACAGAACGCAAAGAUUCACCUGAUCAACCAAGCGCGCCUUGUGCUUACCGACCCCGUUUUGCGUGAAGAAUGGCUCUUGUCCUUUUUAUCGAACGCACAGCAACCCCAAAAACCGAAAGAAGAAGGUCCUCACGUCUUCAGACACAUCAGUCUGGACGAGUUUGAGCCUUGCUAUGCCUCAACGACAUCUAGGGCAACUGGAGAGGCCGAGGAUGAAGAGGAACCGACUCACUUCGUACACCCCUGCAGAUGUGGCGGAGAGUUCCUCAUCACUACCGAGCAGCUGGAGCAAGGCGUUGAUGUGGUGGGAUGUGAAGGUUGUGGAGAGUGGGUCAGGGUGGGGUAUGAAGUUGUAGAAGAGGAGGAUUAGCGGCCUAUAAAGGGCCCGGGAGAUGGCAGACUCUUUGCAAACGCUCUUGGUGUGGUAUCUCGGGUCCUCCGACAUCCAUCAACAUGCCUAAAUGACGGUUAGACCCUGAUGAUAAACUGUCAGAGGCUGCCUCCGCCAUCCGUCUCGGAUAGAGCAACGGCACCCCUUGUGGUCUACUAUGGUUUAGGACAAUUUUACUUCCUACUUCGCGCAUCGAUCGAGCACGAUGAUCGCUCAACGUCGCACCAGUGCGCGGCCGAUCAUGUCACAUAUUGUGACUGGCGACAUGCCUUGCGUAUCCGGAAAUGCCACAUAACUUUGACAUGCGUUCCUCCUCCCGAAUACCCCACUCAUGUAGCAUGUAUGUACCUCGGACUUGCCAAUGCGAUUCUGCAUUUGUUGAUUGUUGCAUGUUGUGGCCAUCCCCCGAAAUGCGUUACAUAAGCAACCUCCA
Molecule: messenger RNA, 1156 nt
Organism: Cryptococcus amylolentus CBS 6039
Lineage: Eukaryota; Fungi; Basidiomycota; Tremellomycetes; Tremellales; Cryptococcaceae
Exons: 3
Coding region: 1-702 (233 amino acids)
Source: RefSeq, a predicted model, not a curated record